UAACAUAAUCCUACGACAGUGUCUGUCUUUAGAUCAUAGUUACAAUCUGUAUCGCAAUCUCGUGUUAUAACUAAAACGCGAUCACUAUCUAAAUUCGAUAAUGUUCAGUUAAAAGUUUCCGUUUUCAAACUCUCGUGUUAAUAACACGGGAAAUGUUGAAAUAUGUACUCGUCUAAAAGUCAAAAGAAAAACUUCUUUAUAAGAAAAAAUGUGAUCGUAUUGAUUACUUUUAUUGUUUUUAGUGGUAUAACUAUUUAUUAUGUUAACCUGAAAAAUAUGUCGAACACACAACCUUUUAUCAUGCACUUAGAAGCGGCUGAUAAUAAUAUAUCAUGCCAUUACGUGGAUGAGGGCGAUGCACUGCCGUCGGCUGAGGACGCAAGUUUUUCCCCGCGAGCUAACUCCAUAUUUUUUCACGAGACUUCAUGUCGUGGCGGGCUGGACUCUCGUCAAGCUUGUGCCGUCGAGUCAGCAGCAAGAGCUCACCCGAGAAGACAAGUCUAUGUGAUGUUCAGUGCACCAGUCAGCGACUUCGUCUACCAAAGGAGCUGCAUUGCAAAACUACGACUGUUGCCGAACGUGAAAUUCGCUAGGGUGCACAUUACUGACUACGCCAAAAAGACUCCUUUGGAAGCAAUGGUAGAGAGCGAGCCUUUCAAAGCGAGCAAGUGGCGGGUGGAACAUACUUCUGAUGUCCUUAGAUAUUUAACAUUGUACAAGUGGGGAGGGGUGUAUUUGGAUACAGAUAUGAUGGUUGUCAGAUCCCUGACGCCUCUGGGACACAAUUGGGCAGCAAAGGAAGACAGUGGCUUGGUGAAUGCUGCAGCUAUCGCUAUUUCUAUGGAUCACUUGGGAAGAAAACUCGCUGAUGCUAUUAUCAAUGAGGUUAAAACAACCUACAGACCAGAUAUCUGGAUUCAUAAUGGUCCCGGUGCCAUAACGAGAGUGCUCCAUAAACUCUGCGAUACUCCUAACUUAGCAGAUUGGUCAGCGAACACGUGUCAAGGUCUCGAAGUGUACGGCCCAGAAUAUUUCUAUCCGCUUCAUUAUUCAAGGAAGGAUGAAUAUUUCAAAACAGGAGAGUUGCAUAACGUUGACAAUGCCUACACUCAUCAUUUCUGGAACAAACUAACUUUUAAUAUGGAAAUAGAAAAAGAUUCGCCGUAUGCGAAGAUGGCUCAGGAGCAUUGUCCAACAAUAUACGAGAUGUACGGAGAAGAAUUUGGAUCGUAGGAAAUUUUAGUGUCCACCUUCAGUUUCAGAGAUAUUUUUUGUACCUACGUGCUUUUAUACGUGUUCAAUAAAACUCAAUAAAAACAU
Molecule: messenger RNA, 1320 nt
Organism: Helicoverpa zea (corn earworm)
Lineage: Eukaryota; Metazoa; Arthropoda; Insecta; Lepidoptera; Noctuidae
Product: lactosylceramide 4-alpha-galactosyltransferase-like
Exons: 3
Coding region: 163-1233 (356 amino acids)
Biological process (GO): glycosphingolipid biosynthetic process
Molecular function (GO): hexosyltransferase activity
Source: RefSeq, a predicted model, not a curated record